This is a messenger RNA of Arachis stenosperma, 1104 nucleotides long. Its product is annotated as ubiquitin-like protein 5. The transcript has 2 exons. Lineage: Eukaryota; Viridiplantae; Streptophyta; Magnoliopsida; Fabales; Fabaceae. Gene Ontology annotation, molecular function: protein tag activity; protein binding. The record is from RefSeq and is a predicted model, not a curated record. Bases 470 to 691 code for a protein of 73 amino acids. Gene Ontology annotation, cellular component: nucleus; cytoplasm. Gene Ontology annotation, biological process: mRNA splicing, via spliceosome; protein modification process.
ACUAAAUAAAAUCCAUUAGGUUCUCACUCUCAGAGUCAUCCUCCUUCACAGCAUCUAUCCUGUAGUUAAUUGUUACUCUUACAUAUAUACCUAUUAUAUCUUUUAUUAACCCUAGCUUUCGGUCACAAAAUUCAAAAGCUUCAGACUCCCUCAAACUCUCAGCCUUUUUUCUCCCGAUUCACGAACUCCUGCACGGUCACCACCGCCGACUGCCACCUCCUCGGUCCUUCAAUGCCACUUCUCACCCCCUCAGUCCCUCACCGCACAUUCUUGAGCUCACCAUCAUGCUCAUUUUGCCGUCUUGCAGUGGUUGUAAUCUUUUUCUCGUCGCUUGAGAACGUCUUUUUCUCGUCACGUCUUCGCCGGUCUUUGCUAGUCUGCCUCUAUUCUCUGUCGGACAAGUUAGCUCUAUGAAUAACAGUGUUAUAAUUUCUGAGAGUUUCUGGGAACGAUUAACCAAGAAGAGAAGAUGAUCGAGGUGGUUCUGAACGAUCGAUUGGGGAAGAAGGUCCGCGUGAAAUGCAACGAUGACGACACCAUCGGAGACCUGAAGAAGCUGGUUGCAGCUCAGACAGGAACGAGGGCCGACAAGAUUCGCAUUCAGAAGUGGUACACCAUCUACAAGGAUCACAUCACCCUCAAAGAUUACGAGAUCCACGACGGCAUGGGCCUCGAGCUCUACUACAACUAAAAUUCCUCUUCAAAGCUCUCUUCUUUCUUCCCUGUUAUUGUUUAUUUUAGGGUUCCCCAUGAUUUUGCGUUUAUUUAACAAUUGGCUUGAUAGAAUUUACCUUUGCUGAGCAUUGUGGAUUCAUAAUUUUGUUCAUCCCUAGUAAAGGCUAUUAUUUCUUUAAUGAAUUGCCCAAUUUAUGGGCUCAUGUUAUUGUUUCUGUGCUUGCUACUUCCUUGAAUGGUAUAAUAGUACUUGAGACUCAUCUUUUGCUGUUGUUUGUUUCAGGUGCUAUUAAUGGUGUAAUAUAUAUUUUGUGCUGGGAACUGGAUAAUGUAAUUUUUUACUUGUAAAAAACCCGUUUGAUUGGAAUAAUGUACAGACCCAAAUGAUAUUGGGUUUAAUUUCUUGUUGGAACAAUCUGUUACUUUGUU